GUUGGCAAUUCCAUCCGGACCAGAGGCAGACCUACAAUUUAGGCUAUGUAAUACUGCCCUGACGUCGCUGGUACUGAAUGGUUCGUCAAGUGUUGGAUUCGGCUCGCCCUUGUACGUAGGAUAGUCCGUCGGACGUACGCUACCAACCGGAAGAUAUCUGUUCGCCAACUCAUCCGCAAUGACGCCCAUGGGUUCUGACCGCUUCGCUUCAUGAAGGACCUUUUCUAUCGCGUGCCUCUGAUUAGACUUGGAAUUCGUGUCGUCUAGGAGGUGUUUGAGCAAGGUCCAUUUUCCUCCGACUCUCAUCUGACCAUCCACAGAGUUACAGAGUUCAUCCCAUUGCUGCUUAGCUAGCACCUGACAAUGCUCUUCAACGGUCCUGUUCAGUUCUGCAAUCUUUUUUCGAAGCUUCCGAUUGAGCCUCUGCCCUUUCCAUCGGUCAACGAGUGACUUUUUAGCCUCCAGAAGAUGCGCCAACCGGCUGUCCAUCCUGUCGACUUCGAGGUCGGUCUGGAUUGACUUCGUGGCCGCCUUGACGUCCUCUUUUAAUUGUUCAGACCAUCGUUCCAAAUCAGGAGGUGAGUGUUGGGACUGCCCACGCUUUUCUCGAAGUGUUAGAAACAGGUCCCAGUCUGUGACGGUAAAGCUUCUUAGUCUUUUCGUCUCCACAAACAUGCUAGUGGCUAAGAUAUGGUGAUCGCUGCCCAGAUCUGUCAAUAAGUUUGACCAGGUCAUCGAAUCGACAUUUUUGACAAAUGUAAGAUCCGGCACAGAGUCUCUAGAGCACGAAUUGCCAAUUCUAGUGGGGAAAGCCGGAUCAGUGAUUAAAGUGAGGUUAUUGUUGGCUGCACUUUGCCAUAGGUCGAUACCUUUGUGGGUAUUCUGGGGAUAUCCGCACGCCUUUCGUGAAAAAAGCUUACGAUAGGAUUUCGCAGUAUAACUUGCCCAGUCCAAUCACAUGAAUUAUGUGCGCCAAAGACGAGUGCUCGCUUGCGGAGUCGGCCGGCUGCUCUGAAUCCGCCGUUGGAAUUGAGAAUGGUAUUACGCGACCUCCAGCGCUAUGCGCGCGCGACGACACUGCGCACGAAGUCACCAGCCACCUCUGCUGUCCCAGCCAAUGCGCCCACGUUCAAUCAGCAAGCGACUGUUUAGCGGAACUUACCCAGCCCAUUAAACAUCCUUAUUUCGCCAAAUAUAUAUUUAUCCUUCUAAUGCUACACGCUUGUGCGAAAGUGUCGCUCUUUAUAUGCAUUACGCGCACGUAUGCUGUCAUACUACUGUUCUCUGUUUCGAUUAGCUGUCGUAGAAUAUUUAUUCCUUUUUUUUAAAUCAUGUGUGACGGCGUGUUCUGAUGCCGCAGGGCAAACUAACGCAAUAAGAAACAUUAUUCAUUUUGAAAAGAAAUUUUAUUCACAUUUGUGCCGCAGCCACAGCAUUGAUAGGCGAGGAAGUUCAUUCUCGAUAUGGUGCACGCCUUGGUAGUUAAGGCCCUAAAUUGAUUUCACGUUUUGAAGUUGUUCUAUCUCAAAGAAAUUAUUUCCUUAUUCUCAUUUCAACGUUCGUACCUGCUUGCACCCAGACUAUGUUAAUGAAAGUCUUAUCUUGAUCACAAUGUUAUUAAGAAUUAAUACUGACAAACGCACAUGCUUUGUGGCCAGUCCACCGCAGCGGUUACGGGUUUUUUCAGCGGAGAACAAGAAGAAGAAGAAGAAUUUCGCUGCACGAACAUGGCUGCUAGUGAUACAGCGAUACAUCGAGCUACCCCGGAUAAUCAGCCCGUGGGGCACGCUCAAGCGACGAGCGGUGACGCCGAAGUGGGUGACACCGAGGCGAGCGAGGAGAGGCAGGGUCCUGCCCCUGUUGCUGGCCCUGAACAACCGCAGGAAGGACAGCAGCCCGGCGACGAUGCUGUGCUGACCAGAAGUGUGCGCACCUUGGCUUGGUUCUGGGGACUACUUCCCGGAAUGCUGGCGGGCGCUGCGAUCGCCUACCUGGAAUGGUCCAAGAUGAAAGAUGAUGUGGCCGAGCAAUGCAACACGAGCGACUGUCUGUAUGCGACGGAGCUGCUGAAAUCGGCGCUAGAUCGAAGCUUCAAGCCAUGUGACGACUUCUACAGCUUCGUGUGCUCGCGCUACACUGGACCUCAGUACACCGUCCUUGCUUCGAACUCCACCCAGAAGGCUGCUGGUCUGUUCCGUGCCUGCGUCAGCAUGGCGAAUACCUCUAGAUCCGAGGUGCGGCUCGACGAUGUUACCCUGAACGAGCACUCGGGCGCCGGCGUGUCAGAGGAGGAGGGCUCAGCUGGUGUCAAGGACAAUGAUCCACUGUCCGGCAACAUUGACACGGUUCUGCUGAGCCCUCACUUCAACCUGGUUGACAGCAUGGUGUCUGCUGGCUCAGGGUUACCACAUAUGGACAGCAAGGACGUUGAAGAUGUUUUCAAGGGUGUGCUUAGCCCUGGUGAUAGUUGUGGACCACCUGAGAGUGUGGGCUCCAUGGGUGCGUCGGCAACCAGCAUGUCACCCCUGCCGCAGCAGCACGGUGCCUCGGGGUCACGACCUGCACCCGUGAUGCAGAACCCGCUCACUCCGGCCAGCUCCCACAGUGUGGGCUCACCCUUCAGCAUGCCCUCCCCGUCACCUUUUCCCAUGGAGUACGGCAGUCCCCAGCUUUCUGAGCCGCCUCCGAGUCCAUGGAUGGAUCCCGAUGCCGACCUGCCGUCCACGGGAGGCCAUAAGAACAUCCUCAAGUGGGAGAGUGAUGAGGCCCUUGGUGCUGGGGCCACCAUCUCACCUGUUCUCUAUGCUAACCUCAACUACCAGAACCUGCGCAUGGAGUACCCAAGCUGGCCCGAGCGAUCCAAACAGAUCGCAAAGAUUUGGAGAAAUCUGACUCCCGAGAAACGACAACCAUACCUCCAAAAAGCGAGAGAAAACCGGGCGGCCAGUCGCAUUCAGAAGUCACAGGACCCCGGUAAGGUCGCGCGCGAGCAGAAGUCGCCACGGGAAGUGGAGCAGGAGCGACAGUGGAAGCAGAUCCAGCAUGUUCGUCAACAGCAGCAGCAGCAGCAGCAACAACAGCAGCAGCAGUCUCAGCAACAGCUGCCACCACAGCAGCAACAGCAGCAGGGACAACAGCAGCAGCAGCAGCAGCAGCAGCUACAGAUGCAGCACCAGCUGCCGCCACACCUCAUGGCUGACCAACAGAGACCUGCUGUGGGGAAGAGCCAUCAGUCGAUGCUGGGAGAGACCUCUCCAGCGGGGUCCCUCUCGCCUUCUGCUCCUUCACCAACUUCCUCACAGCUCAUUGGAGCCACUGCUCAGAGCCCACUGUCUCCUGCACAAGCGCAACGCUCACCCGGCCCUGUGCGCAUGCCCUCGGCGCCCGUGAGCCCCCUGAUCCAGGUGUCUCGGGUGCGUCCCCCCAUUGACCCCAGUCGCCUGCCUCCAUCGUCGCCAGAUUCCUAUGGUCCUGCCCCCGCACCCCCGCCUCCUCCACCACUGCCAGGGCAGUCGGGCGGACCAGAACGCUUUCUCCAGCCACUCAGACCCCCCGGGAUGGCCGCACCGCCACAGCGAGGCCCACUUAUGCGCCAGCCCUCCCAGGACGAGGCAGCACCACCGCCUCCGCCACGAAGCACGCCUCCCCACACACCCUCGCCAACUUCCAGGGCCCCUCCUUCCAUGGACCCGUAUGCCCAGAUGCCGGGCACACCAAGACCAGCUCCGAUGUCCGAUGGAGGCUACCAUCCUGGAUAUGCGCGAUCACAAGCUGCAGCAGCAGCGGCAGCGGCAGCAUCGAGUGCUCCGAAGAUGACAAGGCCCGCAGCCACUUCUGAUCCGUAUGCUGUGCCGCCUGGAACACCCAUGCCUCCGGCGUCUAUGUCCGAGCCACAGCAGCAGCAUCCGCAAUACUCCCCACAACAAGGUUACGGAGCAAGUCCACGAGCAGCUCCACAAGCCACACAUGCUUCCAUGGAAGUGCUCGCAAGUCCGCCACAGCCGCACACCCCCCUUCAGCAGCAGCAGCAGCAACAACAGCAACAACAGCAACAACAACAGCAGCAGCAGCAGCAACAGCAACAGCAACAGCAGCAGCAAUCAUCACAACAGCCACAGCGGUCACCACAACACCAGCCACAGCCAAUUCAGUCUCCCUCAACAUCGCAAGCCCCAGAGCCCUUUGGAGGCUCGGCUGAUCCUUACACUAGGCCUGUGGCGACGCCGCGUGUGCCAUCCUCUCCGAGUGCGGGCACGCCUCCGAGUGCUGCUGGAGUACGGCCUGAGGAAAUGGUCAUUGGUGGGGAGCAGCAGGUGCUAGCCCGGCAGCAGCUUCGGGACUUGCUGCAGCGCCAGUUGAAGAAGGAACAGCACUCGGUUGCACCACCACAGUCACCUCUGGGACCUCCACAGCAGAAGCUCCCUCAGCAGUGGCCUCCGCCACAGCAAGCCAUGCAGCUGGGCAUGGCAUUGCAAGGGAACCGAAUAGCCAUGGGUGGACCUGGAGAACUGGGAUUUCGCACUCCGCUUCCCCCUGGAAGCAUGGCUUCCCGCAUGGCCUCUGUUGAGCAGCAACAGCAGCAGUUGCAGCAGCAACUGCAACUACAGCAGCAGCAGCAACAGCAGCAACAGAAGUCCCUGACCCCACAACAGCAGCAGAUGCAGUCACAGCAACAGCUGCAACAGCAGCAGCAACUGCAGUUGCAGCAACAGCAGCUGCAGCACAAGCAACUCCAACAGCAGCAGGCACAACAACCAGCUCAGCAACUCCAUCCUGGCCAGCAGGGCUUCCCGCACGGUGGCAUGCCAGCCGAGCCAAGAGACCUCCAACAGCAGCAGCAGCAGCAGCAGCCACAGCAGCCAGGGGCCGUGCGGCCUCAGCUGAACGAUUUGCGACUCCGCAUGAUGAUGCAGCAUCGACAGGAGGCAUUACGACGGCAUCAGUGGUCAAAUCAGAUGCACCCGCACCAGCAGCAGCAGCAGCAACAACAGCUGCAGAGACUGCCACUAAAUCGCCUCGAGCAGUUUGACCCGCAGCGAGCGGCAGCCAUGCAGGCACAGCACCUGGGCAUUCCACCGCAGCACAUGCCAGGGCCAAGGUCAGCGAUGUUCAGGCCGCCAUCCUCCGGAUUUCCAGACGGUGCUCUGUUGUCCAAGGAAGGGAACCUUAUUCAGGGUGGCACCUUCCCUGCACAGGGCACUUCACAGCAACAGAGCAUGGUGGGCAACAUCAUGUCGGGGGAAGGCCAGCCUGGUCAGAGUGGCAUGUCCGAGCCACCGCAGCAGCCACCUCAACACCAGCAACAACAGCAGCAGCAACAGCAGCAGCAACAGCAGCAUCAGCAACCUGCCCGAGCUGGCGGUAUGAGUAGCGCUGAUGCUGCUUCGUCUGCUGCUGCUGGCGCCAGUGCUGGCUCGGAGACCCUGGAAUCCCAGCCGGCAAAGAAAAAGACUGCGGGGGACUUGGUGAAAGAAGUCGAGGCACAGGGCACUGAAGACCCAGACGAUGGUGGCGGAGACAUGGAGGAUGAUUUGGAUGAUGACGAACUUCUGGGUCUUGGAAAUGACUUCAAUAUACUGGAGUAUGCUGAUCCGGAGCUGGAUCGAGCCUUUGUGGGAGAAGGAGAAAAAAGCAACAUCCUCGACGAGCACCUCGACUUGGAUGACAAAGAAGACGACCUGGACGAGGUUGGACGCCAGGAAACAGACACAAAAGACGACGACACAGCCAUGUCUCAGGGAGGUAGCGGUGUCAAGCAGGAGCCUAUGGUCAAACAGGAAGAGCGUAAGAUGGAAGACCACAAACCAUCUAGUCUGGGCUUUUCAACGUUUUCGACAGAAGGCGGCACUUCGAACCAACAGCAGCAACCUGCGCAACAGCAGCAGCAAGAGCAGCAACAGCAGCAAGGGCAGUUGCAGCAUCAGCAGCAGCAGCAGCAACUCAUGCAGCAACAUCAGCAACAGCAACAGCAGAUGCCCAAAAUGGCCAUGUUUGAGAAUCGGCCGCCCAUGAACGUGGUGCCGACCGCUUCCUUCACGAUGGCAGGCCAGCACCCGGGCCUUCGCGGGAUGCGGCCACCACCGCCUUAUGCAGGUGGCACCGCCGCCAUGCCGGGCGUCCGCAUGAUGGCCCACUCUAUGCCAGGGGCUGCCAUGAGUCACUUGAGGGGUUCCUUGGCGGGCAUGCGUCCUCCGGUACCGGGCGUACCCAUUCCGGGGCCAGCCAUGGGCGGCGGUCUGAGCGGGCCAUCCGGCGAUCAUCGGCCCCUGUUGCUGCAGGAGCAGCCUUUGCUGCUCGAAGAUCUGGUCGAGCAGGAGAAGAGGGAGCAGCGAAAGCAGAGUGGAGAGGCUGCGACGGCAUCCCUGCUGAGCGAUGUGGACUUUGAGCGGCUCAAGGCCGACGUCCUCUCGGGCCCGCCCGAUGACAGCAUUGGAGCACCAGCACCUGUCAUGCCCCAGGCGACCCUUCUGCCUGCCAUGCCGCAACAGCAUCCUGUGAACCCAGGCCAGCUUGUGGGCAAUCCCGGCCAGCGUUACCACCCGAUGCAGGGUGGCCCGGCAGGCUGGCCUGCCAGCGGCAUGGUGGCAGGUCCAGCUCAAGCGGCCGGACCACACCUGAUGCGCCAGCUGCCCGUGGGGCCAGGAGGGCCCAUGGUGUCUCCGGGUGGUACCAUGCACCUGGUGCGCACCGAGCAAGGUGCCAUCCGCGUGAUGGGGGGUCCUCCUCCCCACAGGCCACCAGAUCAGCUCGGACAUGCCGAUAAGGUGUAG
Messenger RNA from Rhipicephalus sanguineus (brown dog tick), 6770 nucleotides. RefSeq names its product histone-lysine N-methyltransferase 2C. Gene Ontology annotation, biological process: proteolysis; positive regulation of transcription by RNA polymerase II. Gene Ontology annotation, cellular component: MLL3/4 complex. The coding region runs from base 1644 to 6770 and encodes 1708 amino acids. NCBI's taxonomy places the organism in Eukaryota, Metazoa, Arthropoda, Arachnida, Ixodida, Ixodidae. The transcript has 20 exons. Gene Ontology annotation, molecular function: transcription coactivator activity; histone binding; metalloendopeptidase activity. The record is from RefSeq and is a predicted model, not a curated record.